Paramecium pentaurelia is the source of this 697-nucleotide messenger RNA. The record is from the annotation of a GenBank genome assembly. Lineage: Eukaryota; Ciliophora; Oligohymenophorea; Peniculida; Parameciidae.
AUGAAUACUGCCAAAUUUCACAAUCGAAGUUUGUCUUACUCAAAAUUAAAAAGUACCAAUAGAAUACUAAAUGGAUAAUUCAGUGAACCAAAUUAAUUAAGCUCCAGCAUUUUGUUAUAAACCCAUGAGCAACAUUCUUUUCCAAAAGCUAAAAGAUUUCCUUCAGUUUCUAGAGAAUCAACACCUAAGAUGCUCUUGUUAAAUGAUACAAAAACAAAAAGGUCAACGUCCUUUGGAUUUGGUACAAAACUUAUUAAACCUUUGGACUUGGAGAGAAGAGAUAGGUUAAAUCCUGCUCCUGGAGACUAUUAAUUAAAGGCGUUGUAGAGUACAAAAUCAUUUUCUUUUGGAAAUAAGUUAGCUAAAAUUGAACGCUAAGAAGUGCCUGGUCCUGGAUAAUAUCAAUUUAAACUAUUAUCGAAAACUCCUUAAUUUAGCAUAUAUGGAAAAAUAAUGUAUCAUUAUAUAAAUAUAUUUAGUGAUAAAUAAGUAUUACCCAAGUAAUAAGCAUCUUUUGUAACCUAUAAUCCAAAAGAAGCUUUAACUUUGAAUUAAAGAUUUAAUAAGAUAUCCUUUGGAAUUGGAGACAGGCCAAAAUAAACUUUCAAUGAAUAAAUUCCUGGUCCAGGAUCCUACCAAUGCAAAUCUUUAUUUGAUUUGAUUUGUGAAAGGAGAAAAUAAAAAGUUUAAACUUGAG